AUGGCACAAAGUCAAUCUGUAAAUGAAGAGAGCAACGGGGAACAAAUUCUAAAUGAAAAUACAAAUGGAAUUGAAAAUGGCUGUUCAUUAAGCCAUGAAAAUCAUGAUGAUCAAAGAACUGAAAAUAACUUUUCCGGAAGUCCGCGCCCGAAUAGGAAAAUAUUUGUUGGAGCAUUAACACCAGAAACGACUGAACAAAACUUAACUGACUACUUUUCUAAAUUUGGGGAACUUGUCUCCUGUGCUAUCAAGGUGUUUCGGGAAACUGGGCAUUCACGUGGAUUUGGUUUUGUAAUUUUUAAGAACGAGGAGUCUGUUAAAAAGGUCCUGAGUAUUCCUGAACACAUUAUUAAUGGCAAGAAAAUUGAUCCCAAGCCAGCCAAAUGUCCCAAAGAUACCCAAAGGAAAGUAUUUGUUGGUGGUCUUGAUCCAGGUGUUACCCCAAAGGAAAUUGAAGAGCAUUUUAGUAAAUUUGGCAAAGUUGAAGCUGUCGAGACCCCCUAUGAUAGCGCACGAAUGCGUCGUAGGAGUUAUGUUUUUGUCAUAUUUUCAUCUGAAUAUGAAGCCAAAAGAGCUGCAUCAGUUGAGCGACAAGAGAUAAAUGGAAGGACUUGUGAUGUUAGAGUUGCGGUCCCACGAGAGGUUUCGAUGAGGCAAAGAGGGUUAGCUCAAGGCCCAGUUCAAUUUACAUUUGCGGAUCUUCAAAAUGCAAUGCUCAACCUCUUCCUCUACAAUAGUCUAAACCAACAACCGGCUUUACAAAAUCACUUUGCAUGGUCACAGGCUACAGCUCCUGCCAAUGUGGCACAGGCCUCAAAUCGAAGUCCUUUCAGAGCGAGUUAUGAUCACCAACAACAGCAAGCAUCUGCUGAUAAGCUCUUCAGUCAAGCUCCAGCGGCUUUGAGUCGUAAUGACGCCCCGUGGUAUGAUUCAUCUUCUGUUGUUCGUCAACCAGCUCCUGCUCAAUCCGCCUCUGUGGGUUCCUCUGUUAUGCCAAGAAGUCAGCCUGUCACCGCGUCGACUCAUCCCUAUCUGACCUUCCCCUUUCCCUACCACUCGGCUGCCACUUUAGCUCCCGCUCCUCCCCAGCAUUUUUAUUAUCAAACUACCCCGGGAUAUUACUACCAACCCGCUCCCACCGCUCCCAUUACCCCUCCUGAUCAAGUUCAAAACUCCAAUGGGGCCCCUACUAACGGGGCGCCCCAACCCGCUAGUGCCAUGAAUGAUUUCAUGGCGACCUUAGUAACAGCCAAUCAGAUGGGAACCCCCUUUAUUGCUUCUCAAGCUGGCUAUCCGGCUGUUUCAAAUGGCGUCACCGAUAUGGGUUACUUGUAUCGACAGCAGAGUCACAAUCAACACCAACAGCAUACCCUCAAUCCCGGAGCUUAUUACCAACCUGCAGAGGGAGUCUUUAAUGAUCGAUCUAGCCACUUCUACAAUAUGCCUCAAGCUUCAUCGAAUAACAACACGGGUUGUAGUCCAUCUCCUUUGAAACCCCGGGGUCCCAAAUCUCAUCUUAAUGGGAUUAGGGGGUCUUCUCAAAAUGGCCACUCUGCUUCGACUUUAAGGGAGGCUGAAAAUGGUGUUGAUUCAACAACCACGACGAAUGGAGUAAACUCCACUCCUCCUCAGUCUCUUGAGGCACAGAUGGCCACUCUGACUGUGUCAGAAAUCUAG
Rodentolepis nana is the source of this 1677-nucleotide messenger RNA. The record is from the annotation of a GenBank genome assembly. NCBI's taxonomy places the organism in Eukaryota, Metazoa, Platyhelminthes, Cestoda, Cyclophyllidea, Hymenolepididae.